Messenger RNA from Physella acuta, 2540 nucleotides. RefSeq names its product cytoglobin-1. NCBI's taxonomy places the organism in Eukaryota, Metazoa, Mollusca, Gastropoda, Physidae. Gene Ontology annotation, molecular function: oxygen binding; heme binding. The record is from RefSeq and is a predicted model, not a curated record.
UCCACAGCGUCAGUCCCCUAUGUCAGAUACUGGAGAGUUGAUACAGGCAAGAGACGAGUGCCCUAAAGCAUCGGGCAAGGGGAGUUUCAAAAGCAAGGCACCGAAACGCAGCAACUCCCUGGCCGGCCGUGUGAUGUCAUCACUCGCCCGCCUGGGCCGGAAGGGGGACGGUCAAGACUUCCACGGACGAGAUGGACGACGAGGAAGCGAUCUUCAACAACAACAGGAACACGCCCGUCUUCGUAAUGCCAGAGGACCAGGUGGAUGUUAUAGAUAAGGACUCGCAAAUGGAAUUUAUAGCGCCGACGCCCCUGACGGAAGAUCAAGGGAAGAUACUCCGAGAGACUUGGGCUCUUAUUAAAAACGACGUCACAGAGGUCGGAGUGGAAACCUUCAUGGGACUUUUCCACACUCACCCCGACGCCAUCGACUCGUUCCUCGCCUUCAAAGAUAAAUCGGUCCAGGACCUGGAGCGGAGCGCCGUCCUAAAGGCGCAUGCGCUAAGAGUGAUGCAGACGGUGGACAAGUGCAUCACGCGACUGGACCGUGUCGACCGGAUGGUCACCCUCCUGCACCAGCUGGGGAAACGCCAUGUUGGUUACCAUGCCAACAUUCGACUCAUACCGAUCAUCGGAAAACAAUUUAUUUCCGCAAUCGAGCCGAAAAUCGCCAAAAAGUGGUCGAGCGAAACCCAGGCAGCUUGGGAAUGUCUCUUCAGCAUCAUCAACUACAACAUCCGCCGUGGGUUGAUGGAGGAGAAGAACAGACGGAUAGAGGAGGCCAAGGAGAUGGAGAUGUUGCUCAAACGGUCGGAGGCGCGGUCCAAGAGAGACAAAAAGUGAAAGGAUUUGUUAAAAACAUGGACGGGAAACAAAGAUAGGGAAAAUAAACGGAGCUACGUAAAACAUGGAUAGAAAAAAAGUGGAAGAAAUGAAAUUAUAAGGAAACAAAAUCGAUAUGAAAACUACAUGGAAUAAUUUGUAGAUAUGCAUAGCUGAAAGAAAAAUUUAGAAAAAGCAUUCCCUAAACACGUGGGUAGUAGAAUAUUUACAAAAUCAACGAACUGAUUUUAAAAAAAAAUGGAACUAAUAUUUAAAAAAGGAUUGAUUGAAAAAAAAACAAUGGAAGAAAAAUAACAGAAUAACAAAUUUGGCUUAUAUAGCGUACAGUAUGAAAGAUUAAACACCAAAAAAAAAAAAUAAGGGAAAAUGCGAACGGAUAUUUUUAAAACGUUGAUGUAAACAAACAGAUUAUCUGACUAAACUGGUUGCGCAACGUUUAAACUGUUUACACUUUUUCAUUGUUUUAUAACUAACAUGUUACUGUGCCUAUAGCUAAAUGCUGUAACAGCGAGACGACACACCGUGAAUGCUACUAGCGUAAAUAUUCGCUAACUGGGGAGUUGGAAUAUUGUAAAUAUACAAUGACGUCAUCAUGUUAUGUGCAUCUGCAAGUCUAGUUAUUAUUUUUUGUUUUCAGACAAACAAAACAGCAGAUUUCUUUUUAUAAUCGCAGCCACGCAUUUUCAGAAUGUGCUUAAAAAUAUGCAUAAAAUCUUGGUAAAUGUUUAUUUCGUGUGUAUUUAGUUACAGUUAAAUAAUUGGUUUGCCAUUUUUUAAAUGUGUUUGCACUGAAAUUCAAGAAGUGGAUGGCUAAAGCAGAAUUUACGUGAAAGAAAUGUCAAAUAAUCUUUGGUAAAAAUGUAAAUAGUUGUGGGUAAAGCCGGACGACCAGAAUCAAUACGUUUCUCCAACGUAACGGCUCCAUUAACCUGGAACUUCUUCCCGUUUCGACUCAUGUUUACAUCAAACAGGAAGUAACAAAUUACUACGCGGCUCUAUUUCCUUGAGCAGAAACCCACGCAACACCACAUAAAAAAUAAAUACGCCACCAAAAAUAAAACUGUAAUUUAAGAGAAGUGUGUUUCGAAUGUCUUCUUUGGACUAGUAAAACCACGCGUGACCCAGUUAGGGAACGCUGAGAAAAAUACCCGCAGGAGAAACUUUUCAACAGGAAAUGUUUCUAAAAAUAGAGGAUUAUGUUUUUUCCGGGUGAAAUAACAAUAUCGAAAGCUAAUGAAACAAGCUGGAUUGUGGUGAAUUCUACUGGAGUCAAUAGUGGAUUAAAGGAAAAAAAAUAUCAGACCUAUACUACACAAUCAUGUUAUGAAUGUAUAGGUAUUUAUAUAUGUGUGUGCGUGCGUGAGUGUAUUUAUGUGCGUGUGUGUGUUUGUAUGUGUGUGUGUGACGAUGUCAAAAAAAAGGACAUAAGGAUCAAUUUUUUUGGAAGUUUGAAAACUGAUAUAUUUUGGCAGUUAUAAUUUGCAACUGAUGUAUUUUGGAAGUUAUAAUUUGCAUUUUCUAAGUUUUUGUGUCAUCAAAAUUGAUAAUUGCACUCAACCCUAACCCAACUCAGUUAAUAUUUUAAGAUAUUAAAAAAUUAAACAAAAAAAGAUCUGCAGUUUUGGGAAAAAGGGUGAUGUUAUUUCAAUACGAGGAGAGCGUAACUGGGAAAUGUGCAUUUAUGUGUAACUAUGGGGA